This is a messenger RNA of Penicillium waksmanii, 1716 nucleotides long. Its product is annotated as pseudouridine synthase PUS2. Gene Ontology annotation, molecular function: RNA binding; pseudouridine synthase activity. Lineage: Eukaryota; Fungi; Ascomycota; Eurotiomycetes; Eurotiales; Aspergillaceae. The transcript is spliced from 4 exons. The record is from RefSeq and is a predicted model, not a curated record. Gene Ontology annotation, cellular component: nucleus. Gene Ontology annotation, biological process: tRNA pseudouridine synthesis; mRNA pseudouridine synthesis. The coding region runs from base 1 to 1716 and encodes 571 amino acids.
AUGGCCGACAACCCAAGCGGAGGAGAACGAGCUGGUGGAAGGCGUAAGAACCGCGAUAUGGGAAGGAAGGAGUUCAGUCGUCAAGCCAUAAAUAAAAGAGACCGUUCCGAGCGACAGGCCGAGAACAAGCGUCGCAAGAUCGAAAAUGGCGAGGAAGUCACCGCUCCAAUCUAUGCCACUCAAUUCUCAAAGGAAGAAAUCGACAAUGAAGAGCGUCGGCCGAAGAAGAAGGUGGCUAUCUUGAUGGGAUACUCGGGCACGGGCUACUUUGGCAUGCAAUUGAACGAGAACCAAAGAACAAUCGAGGGUGACCUGUUCGCCGCUCUUGUUUCCGCCGGUGCCAUCUCCAAAGCCAACGCCGAGGACCCAAAGAAGUCGUCAUUCGUUCGCUGCGCUCGAACUGAUAAGGGUGUGCAUGCUGCUGGAAAUGUCGUCUCACUGAAGAUGAUCAUUGAGGACCCGGAUAUUGUCGAGAAGAUCAACGAGAAACUGGGCCCCCAAAUCCGGGUUUGGGGUGUUGAGCCAACUACUAGUGGAUUCAACUGCUAUCAGCUAGUCGACUCCCGAGUCUACGAGUACUUGAUGCCCAGCUAUUGCCUUCUGCCGCCCCACCCCAGCACCUUCUUGGGCCAAAAGAUCGUGGAAUUGGCCGACAAGACUGGCCAGACGGAUGACCUCAAGUCGCGACAGGAGGAGGUCGCGGGUUGGUGGGAGGAGGUCGAUAAGACAUACAUCAAGCCUAUCCUGGACAACGUUCCCGAGGAUGUCCGCGCGAUUGUGCAAAAGUCUCUCUUCUGGUAUGACGCGGAGCAAGCUGCCGCACAGGAGGCCGAGACCGAUGCCGAAGCUGAGGCUACGCCCGAAACAAAGGACGAAUCGCCGGAAAAUCCCUCUGAGCCUGCGGAGAAGAAGCCUUUCAAGAUGACCCCUCAGCAACAAAUGGUUACCGACACCGUCAAGGCAAUCAAGGCCGCGUAUAUCCAGGCCAAGAAAGGUUACCGCGUCCCCUCAUCCCGCGUAACUCGCCUACAAGAGUGCCUCACUCAGUACGAAGGCACUCAAAACUUCCACAACUACACCGUGCAAAAAACACACAAGGAUCCCUCCGCUAAGCGACACAUCAAGUCAUUCAAGGUGAACCCGGAGCCGAUUGUCAUCAAUGGCACCGAGUGGCUGAGCUUGAAGGUCCACGGUCAGAGUUUUAUGAUGCAUCAGAUUCGCAAGAUGGUUGCUAUGUGUGCCCUUGUUGUUCGUUCCGGUUGUACUCCAGACCGCAUCAAGGAGACCUACGGCCCUGAUCGCAUCGCCAUUCCCAAAGCGCCUGGACUGGGCUUGUUGCUCGAGCGCCCCAUCUUUGAUAACUACAAUAGCAAAGCCAAGACCCUCGACCGUGACCCCAUCGACUUUGAGAAGUAUGCUGCGGUCAUGAACGAGUUCAAACAGCGGGAAAUUUAUGACCGCAUCUUCCGCGAGGAGGAGGAUACCACACAAUUCGGUUCUUUCUUCAACCACAUUGACCACUUCCCUCAAGAACACUUUCUGUAUACCACUGCCGGUGGUAUUGCGGCGGCUAAACUCGCUACAGCCCCCACUGACAGUUCGGAAAAGCCAAAGGCUGCGUCUGGUGGCAAGAAGGUCAACGAUCAGGAAGAUGCCCUUGCUGCUGUUGAAGGCGCAGAAGAGGACACUUCGCCUCCCCCGAAGGAGGGCAAUUAA